GAACAAGACCCUGAUAAUCUUGGAACGACUACAGAAUCUCGGUCUGAAUGUAGGCGUCGCGAUCGACCAUCCACCGCUUCAUGGGCCGCCGCUGCGACCCACACAACCAGAGGUCUGUUCGACGGCAACGCUGACUUCAUGGUACACGGUUCGACUUUCAGGGAUUCGUCGCCAAUUGGAUCAUGGAGCCUUCCAUCAGAGGUCGUUCCUGCUUUCGACACCAACAUGGAUCAUGGGUCACAUGAUCGCUUUCAGUCACCACGCUUCCGUUCAGACAGCCUGAUGUUCAAGAGCAAUUUGGCGGAGACCUCUUUGCCGAGCAACAGCAAGAAUAAUAGUACCACCACCACGAACAACAACGAAAUUUCCCGGUGCGAUACAACUGACGAUUUCUUUGUGGAUAUCAUGAACUUUACAAGCUUUCUACCUGGACCAGAACUGCUAUCUUCUGGUCCACAAUCAUCGGACAGUAUGACAGACGAUGCUCUUCCUAACGCCCACUUUUCUGAUCUCGACAUCGGCGAUCAUCUUUUGGGAGAGCUGACAAGCGGCUCAAUGAGUAACAGAGGUACCCUCGACCCUGUAACCAGACUAGUCUCUAUCCCCCCUACCCCACCUCCGAACCCAGACUCAAUGGCUGUCCUCUCGGCCGAUACAACGACCAAGCAUACCGUUAUCCCACCUUUUUCUUGGGUGAGGAAAUGGACCGUGGAGCAACCCGACCAUCGCGCCUGGAAGACCGCCGCUGAGGUAGAAGCUACUUCGACUCCUUGCAAAGCUGUAGUAGACGAGCUUGUUCGGUUGUAUUUCCAAUUUUUCCACCCUUCUCUUCCCAUACUCAGUGAGCUCAAUUUCUUUCGCACGGUCAACUCUACAAAUAACAAUGGUGAAAAACCACGUCCGACCACCAGCCUCGCAAUGUUGAAUGCCAUAAUGUGGGCGGCUAGUGGAUUUGUCACGACUGAAGAUGCAAUCAGGGCCGGUUUCUCGUCUAUACGCGCAAUGCGUAAGGCCUUUUUCAAUCGGACGAAGGUUAGUCCUGCCAAGCCUGGUGUUCUUCUCCUUGUUUUGUCUCGCCUGUUAACGCUCUUUGGAUACAUGCAGAUUCUCUAUGAACUAGGAUGCGAGUCUGACAGUUUAGCACGUAUCCAAAUCUGCCUACUGUUGACAUUCCAGCGCACAUAUCCAGAUGCCAUGUUUGAGAACGAGUUCUGGGCGUCGCAGGCGCUGCACCUUCUACAGAGAGCCAACGUGGACUCUAUCCUCAAGGACACGACUCUCAACUGUACUGUUGUAAGCCUUUGGAAACGAGCUAAAUGUUGCGCGGCGUCACGGAUUAUAGCUUUAUCAAUGGCUACGCUGAGGACAAGUAACAUGAAGCCAUUUUCCUUCGACCCCUUCUCCAUUGGGAUGGUGGACUUUUCGGAGGACAUUGACUUUCCCUGGUACCUUCAGGUCGACACGAAACAUCGUCUAAUCGAGCUUUUCCUGGCGCGAUUAUCUUUACUCCAAUACACGAUGCCACUUAUCAAUUUUCUCCUAAGAUUGAACUCCGCUACCGAUGAGGAAAAGUCAGAUUCGGCUGGGAUAUCCAUUCUUGCCGAAACCGAACUGGCUGAAAUGCGAUUCGCUGAGUGGAAAACCAAGAACUCUUCCAUUAUAGACUCUUACAGCAAGGAAAAAGGUCUAGAGGUUGACUAUCAAGCACUGGCAUUGCAACACGGGUGGUUGAAUUUGACAUACCAGUAUUAUGUCUCCACAUUACACCAAGCUACCUUAGGCAAUACCAGAACGUCGUUUGCUUCAAAAUGGGCAGAUAAGAUGAGGGAGUCAUCUCGACAAGCACUCUGGGAGUCUUGUUCCUCCACGAUUGCUACCCUGAAGCACCUAUUGGACAUCAACGUCGUUCGGUAUCUGCCUCCACUUGCCGUCAUAUGCUCAUGGUUACCACUGGUACUCAACUACAUCUACCUGAAAGGGACAAGGCGAUGCCAUCUUGAGAUAGCAUACAAUUUAUCUAUUGCUGCUCAGACUCUCCAAACCCUGGGCGAGCGAUAUGACAUUACCGAUUUCUAUAUGGAACUGGGUGAUGCUACUGUGGCAAUGAUACACGAACUGACUCUAGGUGGAGGUGAGCUUUUUAACUCGCUCAAGUGCACUAGCAGAAGAAGCUUCGCCAUCGAUGUCCCUGGACUCGCUGACAGGACCGAUCCAGGACUUGGUAUUCAUGCUGCCGUGGCACGUUUUAUCAACAUGUCACUGGCUAAGGGCAGGGUGAUCCGUCCUCCAGAGAUGUCUACCAUGCCCUGAAGGAUGCAUUCUAAAAGGUUGGAAAUUUCCUCCUUUCUCGACUGGAUAAGAUGUCAGUUGCAUCAAAAACUUCAUAGCACUCCAGAUGUUGCAAAGAUGAUGUCGAGGGCGGAUGGGCAAACUGGGAAAUGGAGAUCCCG
Exophiala oligosperma is the source of this 2450-nucleotide messenger RNA. RefSeq lists its product as uncharacterized. NCBI's taxonomy places the organism in Eukaryota, Fungi, Ascomycota, Eurotiomycetes, Chaetothyriales, Herpotrichiellaceae. The record is from RefSeq and is a predicted model, not a curated record. The transcript is spliced from 4 exons. Bases 139 to 2310 code for a protein of 723 amino acids. Gene Ontology annotation, molecular function: zinc ion binding; DNA binding. Gene Ontology annotation, biological process: DNA-templated transcription.